Molecule: messenger RNA, 1383 nt
Organism: Paramecium tetraurelia
Lineage: Eukaryota; Ciliophora; Oligohymenophorea; Peniculida; Parameciidae
Exons: 3
Biological process (GO): protein phosphorylation
Molecular function (GO): ATP binding; protein kinase activity
Source: RefSeq, a predicted model, not a curated record
AUGCAGAAUUAUGAAAUUUUAGAGAAGAUUUAUGAAUCAAAAUCGACACUCAUUCAUAAAGUCAGAAAUAUAAGGGAUAACAACAUAUAUGCCAUGAAAGAGUUUAUUGGAUUUUAUAAUUAAGCUCUAAGCGAAAUAUAAAUUAUGAAACAAUGCUAAAUACCUUUUGUAAUUAAAUUGAAGGAAGUAUUUAGACUCGAUGAUAAUGUAGUAAUCAUAAUGGAAUAUGCGGAUUAAGGAAAUUUAAAAUAGUUUAUAAAUGAGCAUCUUGGAAGUUUCAUUUCUGAGAGGGUGAUUUGUAAAAUUCUUAUACAAAUCGUCUUUGUUUUAAUCUAUUUGAGAGAAAAUAAGAUAUGUUACAAAGGUUUAAAUCCUGAAAAUAUAUUGAUACAUCAAGAAUAAGUGAGGAUUUGCGAUUUCGGAAUUGAUAACUUAAUUUAGCAUCAAAAACCCAGUUACAGACCUCCAGAACUGUUAUUUCAUAAUAAAUUUUCAUACAAAUCGAUGAUGUAUUAAUUUGGUCUUGUAUUAUACGAAUUGACUACACAGAGACAAUUAUUUAAGUUUGAAGUUAUCGAGCAAAUCAAAGCAGUUAUCUUUAAUGGAGGAGCAAUUGUAAAGAUUCCAUAGAUAUAUUCCAAGUAGCUUCGAUUCAUAAUCGCAACUUGUCUUGAUCUCCAAGAAACAGAUAGAUUAGACAUUCGUCAAUUAGUACACAAUGAAAACUUUAAAAUCUUAUUGAAACAAAAGCAUUUCACCUUUACCUAUGAACAAUAAGACACCUUUGAGUUUUGGAGUAAUAAUAAAUAGCAGAAGUAAAAAAGGAAGAGUGUUUGUACUGAUAAUUUUGACUUUGAUUCCAAAGACUAAACACAAAAAGAUUAACAGAUUAUAUAAGAAGAUAAACCAAACAUCAAUAAAACAAUUAACCUAGGACCUAAAACUAACAGUAAGCAGCCUAUUCCUAAAUUGAAUUUAAAAAAACCAAACGAUGACACAUUAACCUUAAGACCAAUUUCAUAAUAAACUAAAGGAACCUAAUCUUAUACUAUUAUUAAAAGUAACACUUUUUCUAGAUAAAAUUUUAUUUCUUCAACUCAUCGAAAAUUAGUUUCCCCAAUUCCUAAACCUCAAUGGAUUGACUUCAUGUAGAAACCUCAAUAUUUAGAUGCUCCAAUCAAACCAUAAACAAUUAUAAAUAAUUUAAUCAAACUAAAAAUGGAAUAAUGUGUUGAAACUAUUGGAAUUGAAGAGACAAGACAAACUCUAAAUAGAUUAAGAUAAGGUGGCUCAGUAAAUGAAUUUCUUUCUAAAUAUCAAGACUCUAAACAUCUUUGCGUAGCCAGACACAUGUAAGAUAUUAUUUCAUUUACAUAAUUAUGA